Gossypium arboreum is the source of this 689-nucleotide messenger RNA. RefSeq names its product PHD finger-like domain-containing protein 5A. Bases 182 to 514 code for a protein of 110 amino acids. Lineage: Eukaryota; Viridiplantae; Streptophyta; Magnoliopsida; Malvales; Malvaceae. The transcript is spliced from 2 exons. The record is from RefSeq and is a predicted model, not a curated record. Gene Ontology annotation, cellular component: U2 snRNP; precatalytic spliceosome; U12-type spliceosomal complex. Gene Ontology annotation, biological process: mRNA splicing, via spliceosome.
CCUCGUUAUUUACAAUUUUGACCCACUUUAUUUACUUAUUUAAUGAAAAAACCAGAAUAAACCCCGUCGCCAAACCCUCUGUUUCAGUUUCACUGAAUCUUCUUCCCGACUUCUCUGGAUUGUCCCUCUUCUCUCCCUUCACAUUGGAUCUUGGAACAACUAGGAACGAGUUUGGGUUGCCAUGGCAAAGCACCAUCCUGAUUUGAUCAUGUGCCGGAAACAGCCGGGGAUUGCAAUAGGACGAUUAUGUGAGAAGUGUGAUGGCAAGUGUGUAAUCUGUGACUCUUAUGUCCGUCCUUGCACCCUUGUGCGAGUUUGCGAUGAAUGCAACUAUGGGUCGUUUCAAGGUAGGUGUGUUAUCUGUGGAGGGGUGGGGAUAUCCGAUGCAUAUUACUGUAAGGAGUGUACUCAGCAAGAGAAAGAUCGCGAUGGUUGUCCCAAAAUUGUUAAUCUUGGGAGUGCUAAAACGGACUUAUUCUAUGAACGUAAAAAAUAUGGUUUUAAGAAAAGAUGAUUGAUGUUUACCUGUUGUGAUUAGGUCUUGCUGGUGGUUAUGUUGCAGGGAUGUCGGAUUUUAGAAUAUGUUGGUAUCACAGAGAGACAUUAGGUCUUUAGAAUUAUGUUAUUUUAAGAACUAUAGUUGAUUGUACCAGGGGCCUAAUUUAUUUCAACAGAAUCUGGUAUGGAAA